Schistosoma spindalis is the source of this 390-nucleotide messenger RNA. The record is from the annotation of a GenBank genome assembly. NCBI's taxonomy places the organism in Eukaryota, Metazoa, Platyhelminthes, Trematoda, Strigeidida, Schistosomatidae.
AUGCCAAAAUCCGAUGACCCAAGUAAAAAGCAGUUUGAGGAAGCGAAAAGACUUGCAGGAGUCCCCGUUGAGUGGGAUCAACUUCUUACUGACUCAUUGAAACUAGCAUUUCAGAAAAAUGAUAUUGAUUUUGAUGAUGAUGCAAUGUUGCUUGAAUGUUACGAAGAACAUAUCAAAACUCUUCAGGAAAAUAUACCAUCUACACGUCUUCUGGUACAUCGACUUGGAGAUGGAUGGGAACCAUUGUGUAGAUUCUUGAAUGUGGACAUUCCAACUAACAUACCAUACCCAAAGAUGAAUCAACGGUCUGAUUUAAUAAAGUUAAGUGAAUUAAUAAAGAAUUGUGGAUCACUUCAGGAUGUCGCUAGAAUGCAUCCAGGAAUUAUAUAA